AUGAUUCCUCUUGUGUUUAUGCUCCUUCUUCUGGGUUUUAAAACUUUAUAUGGCCAAGUGUUUCAGCCUCGGCACAUCGUUGUAGUAGAGGGGCACAAAGUCAUUAUCCCAUGCUACCAGAAUGCAACCAGCAAGGACACCAUGUUCUGGUACAUACAGCCUGAGAAUGGUGCAAUACAGUUUCUUGCUAGUGGGUAUGAUGGCACAAAGGAGGCCGGAACAUUUAAUAUGAUAUUAAAGCCCGAUGAGAGAUUCACCAGCAUUGAGAAAAGCAAAAUCGAGCCCAGAGAUGCUGCCACAUAUUACUGUGCUUCAGUCACUGUGUAUAUUGGUGCAACCUACACAAGAUCAUUAAAUUUUGGGGCUGGCACCAAGCUGACAGUAGAAUCAGGUAAGAAAGAACCCAACCCCCCUUCAGUUUUUGUACUCAGGCCUCAGAAGGGUCUGUCUCCUGCUGCCUGUUUGGUAAAGAAUUUCUACCCCAAGGAUGUUAAGAUCUACAUGAAUUCUAAGAAGGGAGAUGUUACCCCAGUACUUUCUCAGAAUGGAAAAUACACUGCAGUAUAUGUGGAGAAAUCAGAAGAAAGAGAGGUGGAAUGUAAAGCCAAGCAUGAAGAAAAAUGGGUGACAGAAAGUGACGUUAGAGAAAUAUUAGAAGAUUCCAAUACGAGCUAUGAAGAUAAAAUAGAUUCUAGAAAAAAUGAGUGUAAACGACCAGCAGGAGAUAGCCCGGGUACAACCUAUGAGAACGUGAAUAUGUUGUCAAUGAAAAUCUUGGCUGUUAGGUUUAUCUUUGCUAAAACUCUAGUCUUCAACCUUUUUCUGACUGCAAAAUGUUUACUCUUUUAAGAUUCCUUGCUCAAGCCUAUGUUAAGCUUGACUUUAUCUCAAAUGAAGAAAACUGGUGUCAUCUGAAACAUCUGAAGUUGCUUGAAGCUUAAUAAAAUUUAUAAAUAUAGUUAUUUGAUGCUCAAUUAAAUGAAAAUACACAAAUGUUAAAUCUUAUUCAACAGAGAUAAUGUGCAAUAGGAAUUCUCAUUGAUUCAAUAGUGGCCGGUAAAUGUCUAAUUUUAAUAUAAUUUGCAAUUUAUAUAUACUGCAAUCAAGAGAUUUGAUUUCCUAAUCUGUAAAUAAUUAAUGUUCCAUAAACCAAAAUUGAAACUCUAAACCGCAAGGUUAGAACUUGGAACUUUCACUCAAAGUAAUGUUUAUCAAAUCAAAUACAAAAAUAUACAUUUUUAUUCUUUAGCAUCAUAGCUAAAAACAUCCUUAUCCCAUAAAACACAAAAAAGCAGCAGUUAGAGAAGAGAGCCUCCUAUGAAAUGUAAAUGUAUAGCGCCAUAGAUCAUUAAUUACCAUUUUAUACCUUACAGAAGAGAAAGAUAAUAAGAAUGUGAAUAAUCUAUGAGUAUUGGUGCUUAGGCAGAACAGUACUCCUUGGUUGCGAACAUCAAAACUAGUGUCACAGUGGUAAUGUCAGAAGUGUAGGAGCAGAGACUGGGAACUUGCGCUGUCGGCAGUGAGGAACCCUGGAGAUUUCUCGUACUGAAGCUGGGGUGUAAUACCGUUUUUGAUAUGUGCUUUUAAGAUGUGUUUGUUAGUGCAAUCUAAUUUUGUUAUUAAAGAUGUUUGCAGUUUUCUGCAUAUGCCCCCUUUUUAUUAUCCCUAAGAGGAAGAAGAAGAAUCGGGACCAUCCAUGGAUUUGAAUGAGAGCACUCUAUAUGCCGCAAGUUUUACUCUGUUAUGUAUACACAUUACUUUGGAGUGAAAGUUCCAAGUUCUAACUUUGUGGUUUAGCAUUUCAAUAUUGGUUAUGUUUUAUACGCAUAUGAAGGUGAAACACCAUGUGGAUUGAUCUUGGAAUUAAUUAGGUUGAAUAGAGGUUACACAGUUCACUUCUUUAUGUAUGGGAUUUAAUGAAUGCCCUUUUUCAUAUACUAAUCUACAGUAAUGUGCUUUCAGUCAAUAAACAUUAUUUACCAAGUGAAGUUUUAUGUGCAUGACAUCAUGAAAUGAGUUUGUCAAAAAAAACUUUAUUCCAGGUAACUUCAGUUUCAGAACUUUCUCCAACCCCUCCACCCAAAUCCAUCAUUUCCAAAGCGUUACUGUUUUUUUUUUUUUUUAUUACUUAUUACUCAGGAGAAAUCUAAAGACAGAUUUAAUCAGAACAUAAACUCAUUCCAGUCAGUGUUCAGAUAAAUUACUUUGAUUCACAUAGAUUUAUUAUUUUUUCAUUGCAUUUAUAUAUCUAAUGACUUGAUUUAUCCUUUGUUUCUAAUCAUUCUGAAAUUGCAGUGGUUAAACAGAAUUUUACAGCUUAACAAUGCUUGCCAACAGUAAGCAUGUAAUGACAACUGGCUGUGGUUGAGAAACGGUGGUUGUUGCCAUGGAAAUUCAUGCUUUAUGUACAUGCAGAGAUGUUAUCAUGAGAUGUUUUUGUUAAUCGCAAAACCUUUGUCAACAUAUUCGCAGAAGGUUGAUCAUGAUAAACCCAUGGCAACAAGUGUUUGGAAGAUAUUGCCCAAAAAUUCAAUUUUACACAAACAGUGGAAGAUUAUCAAAUAGUCACGUGCCCUGUUGCUCCCAGACAAUAGAAACUUUGUUACUUUUCACAACUUUGCUCCUUUUUGGUACUGAGAUCAUAACAAACACUUACACAGUGUCAAGAUUAUAGGUAAGCUCUAUGUACAGUACAUGUAAAGUCAGGUAUACCUCACUUUCCUUCACAAAGUUUCACUAACCUGCUGGCUAUGGGUGCUUCAGAUCUAAAGUGAGUACCAAUCCCAUAUAUACUGGGAUCCUACAAGAUAGGCCCUUAAUAAAUUACACUCUCUAAAUAUAUGACAUUCCAUUUCAUGCUUACUCUCAACCACUGAAACCUGUAUACCUGCUGUAAUGUCCAAUGGGACCUCAAGGGCCAUUUUCCUUUAGCCAAUGGAAAAUCAGAUAUUUAUCUACUGCUAAACAUCUUAAAUGGAAAUAACUUAAAGGCUGUUUACUAAGAGCAUCUCUUGGAAAUGAUCACAUCCUUUUGCUAACAAAUAUAUUUUUUCUGCUGAUUUUUUCUUUUUUUGAAAAAUGCAUUGAAGCAAAUGGGCAUUUUUUUUGCAUGUUUUUUUUUCAAGUUAAAAUUUGCUUGGUGACACAUUUUGCUCGCCACUAUUCAUGAGUACCACUAGCAAUUGUACUUCUUUCAUUGCCUUUAGAAGACCACAAGUUUUUGCCAAUUUAUUGUAUAUCUUAAUCUUAAUAAUACUGGAAACUAAAUGAGAGUAAAACCCACCUGUGGUUCAUAAAUAAAAUGGUAAGGGGCAAAAAUGUUGGAUAAUGACAACACUACAACUGAAUAUGGACACACAAUAUUGUAAACCUGAAAUUCAAAGAACAAUUAGCGCCAUCUAGCAGUGAAACAGAUAAAACUGGUAAUGGCAAAAGGAAGGUAAAAAAAAAAAUGAUAUAGACAGGAGACAUACAGUAACUGUAAGGUAACACAAAAGAAUUAAGGCAAGCAAGUGUUUUUUGUUUACUUUUAUUUCACCUGAAUACUUAAUUUUUCCCUGUACUCCAUAAAAUAUACUGCACUUCAAACUAAAUACAACAAAAUACUUGUGUAAUAUGUAUACAGUUUAUUGCUUUUUUUUUAUUGCAAUUUGUAACAUCAGUGUUUUAGCCCCUUCUCCCCUGCCAGGAUUUCAAAUGAUGCAGAAAGAGAACUGGUUUGCAGCUGGAUUUUAGCAUAUAAAAUUAGUAUUUAUUCAUACUUUUUGAAAGAACAAAAUACAGUGACAGGUAUAUAAGGGGAUUCUGUGUUGCGUUAAGAUCUUUAAAAAAAAAAAUUGGUUUCCUGUUAAAAAGCUAUUUUUGAGCAAUUAUUCUAUUUAGGAGAAACAUUUGAACAUUUGUUUGAAUUAAAUGAAAACAAUUAUAUGUGAAAGAUUUUUGUAAAAAAUAAAACAAUAUACCCCUUGAUGUCUAAAUAAUUACAAUCUAGCCUGAUAACCUGUGUGAAGGUAAUUUAGUCAGGCUACAAAGAGAUAAAAAUUCAAAUUAUACACUC
This is a messenger RNA of Xenopus tropicalis (tropical clawed frog), 4057 nucleotides long. Its product is annotated as Ig heavy chain Mem5. Lineage: Eukaryota; Metazoa; Chordata; Amphibia; Anura; Pipidae. The transcript has 7 exons. The coding region runs from base 1 to 849 and encodes 282 amino acids. The record is from RefSeq and is a predicted model, not a curated record.